This is a messenger RNA of Alligator sinensis (Chinese alligator), 6245 nucleotides long. It is a transcript of the gene CEP295, whose product is annotated as centrosomal protein 295. The record is from RefSeq and is a predicted model, not a curated record. Bases 239 to 5875 code for a protein of 1878 amino acids. Lineage: Eukaryota; Metazoa; Chordata; Crocodylia; Alligatoridae. Gene Ontology annotation, biological process: regulation of centriole replication. Gene Ontology annotation, cellular component: centrosome; cytosol; centriole. The transcript has 29 exons.
AGGGUUCGUUUCUUGACGCAUGCGCAGCGAGUCUCCGAGCCGGGCUAGGAUGGGAGAAAGUUAGCCUUUGCGCAUGCGUACGCUCGUCCGAGCCGCCGGUUUUCCCGCCUCGUUCGCACUCUUUGGCGGGCGGUUUGAAUGCCGGAUGUGACGGAGGGGGAGGGGCCGGAAGGAGCCGUUUGAAGCGCCUAGAGCUCGGGCCGUGAGGGCAGAAAUCAAGUAGUCAACGUUCCCAAAGAUGAAAAGAAAAGUGGCAAAAGCUGGGAAACUGAGACUUAGUCCCAAUGAGGAAGCUAUGAUUUUGAAAGAAGAAUAUGAAAGAAGAAGAAAACUGAGACUGCAGCAGGUUCGAGAGCAGGAAAGGUACAUUGCCUUACAGAUAAGACAAGAAGUAAAGCAGAGGAAAGAUGAGGAACUGCAUCAGUUGGCAGAAAACCUAAAGGCCGAGUGGCUGAAAGCCCAAGAUCAGAAGAUUAAAGCCUUGGAAAAGCUUUAUUUAUCAAGUCUAAGAGCUGUGGGGGAGGGCCACAGACAGGCAAAGGAAAAUGAACCUGAUUUGGAAUCUCUGGCAAAGCAAAGAGAAGAAAGGAAACAAAGAGCAGAAAAGAGGCAUAAGGAAGCUCUGAAAGAGCAGAAAAAACAAAAAGAAAAACUAGAGACAGAGCAAACAUGGAAAGUAAAUGCACGUAAGCAUGCAAUAUGUGUGGAAAAAGCGAGAGCUGCCAAAAUUGCAAGCCUCCCACCACCUCAACCCUAUCCUUUUGAGAAUUUUGAAGUGAAAAAAAUUCCUACAGUGAAGGUCUAUAAUGCUGACAAUUUUUCUGUUACUCAUCAUCAUCUGUCAGAACCUUAUGUGGAUAGAGAAAUGGACACAGAGCAGCCAGAUGCUCGGUUAGUUGCUGAAGAGGAAGCUAAGCGCUUGAAGGAACUGCAAAAAGAGGAGGAGAGGGGAAGAAGAGAACAGCUUGAAAAAGCACAUGUGAGAGGAAGUCAUGCCUUGAAGAUGGUCCAUUUGGCACAAGACAGGGAAAGACUUAUGAAAGAACUUGAACAAAUGCAGAAUAUGGAUCGGGCAUGCAGGAGACAGAUUGUAGCACAGAUGCCACCACAGCUGUUUGUACCUUCAUACAGACGUGUGGAAAUUAAAGACGACUGGCAAAGAGAGCUGGAGAUGGCCUUUGAAGACAUGUAUAGUGGAGACAGGAAAAUGAAAGGAGACAUGAUUCUGCAGCUUGAACCACAGCCUUUGCCUACCCCUUCUGAUCAAUCUCAGGAUGAUGAACUGGAUAUUUCCCUGGAUCCGGAUAGUGUGUGUGAGAGACAGCCAAGAGUGGAUGAGGUGAUAGAAGAGGAAGUCGGGCACCACAGUCAAUCAGAGAAGCGUGAAGAGGCUCCCCAACCACAAUCCAAACUAGUCUUAAAAAAAUUGCUGAAUAAGAUUCGGAGCCAAAAAGACCAGUGGGCAUCAAAAAGCGAAGCAGAGGUACAAAGUGACAUUCAAACCAUUGAAUCAGGUACACUUCCUAGUGAAGAGAGACUCUUAUGUGAUUUGGAACCUGGUCACAACGCCCAUGGAGAUUCAGUUUCUGAAGCCAAAGAAUCUCUGGAAAUACUAGAACAGAGAAUUGUAGCUGGAAAUUCAGUCCUAAUCCAUCCUCAAGAACAAGCAGCCAAAAUUAGAAUGGAAGCAGAGAGACAAAAACAGAAUGAACAAAUAGAGCAACAAAAACAGGAGCAGCUGGCCUUGCUUAAACAAAUUGAAGAAAAGCGAAUGUGCUUAGAGGAUGACUAUCUGAAGAUCCGAAUGCAUGCUCAUUUGGAAGAAAUUAAGACAAGGGGGCAAGAGGAGAAAGAUCAGCCAUCCCAUCUGGCACAGAUGAAUACUCGUUCGGUUAUGAACCAACAGACAGAGGUGGAACACAGGACUGAAACUGCUGCAGUACCAGAAACUACCAGUCCUAGAGAGAAUGACCAUGUACAGAUGAUUCGUAACUAUCAACAGCGUCUUCUACAACAGAACAGGUUGCACAAACAGUCAGUUGAAGAAGCCAGAAAACGUUUACAGGAGUACCAGAAUAAGUUGAAGCAAAGAUAUCCUUCAACUUCUCCUAUACCCUUAAGCUCUACAGUUGCAUCAGAGUCGAGAUGUGUUGCUUUCAAACCUACUUUGGAAUCAGUUUUACAAACCCAUGUACCUGCAAUGCGAGUUCAUCCAACAGCCUGUCAGUCAACCAAACAAAUGCAGGCUCAAGAAUUUGCACAGCCAUUAAUCAGGUGUUCCAGAGCACAUGGUGUGUUAGAAAAAACAUUUGGGCAAAGAGACAAUGUGCUAAUGCAGAGUACAGGCUUGAGUAGUCAGUUACGGUGUUCACUUACAUCAGAGUUGAAGCAAAGACCAUUUCAGUUACUUCAGCAUUCCCCUUCACACAAGCAAAUGGAAUGGUUGAAUUCCAGUAAUCAGGUCAGAGAGUCCUCUGAAUCCCAGAGGCUGCCAGUAUCAGUCCUGACUUAUCAAGGUACUUCCUUGGAUAUUUUGCAACCAGAGGCACAGUUCAUUUUGCCUACAGAAGAUUCAUCUGAGUCUUCAGAAACUUUGCAUUUUGAAAAAAAUCUAGGAUCUCCAAAGGUGCCAAACCAACAAAUAGAGACAGAAGCCCCCAAACAGCCUCUGUUCUUAGUACCUUGUAUGCCACCAACAGAGGAGUCUCUCAUAACUCAGGCAGCAUCAUUUGACUCUUCAGAGUGCCAGCAGAUACCUGCAGAAAGCAACAUAAAAACCUUUGAACCAACCUUCACUCAGGCAUUUCAGCAUCUUACUUCAUUAUCUCUUGAGCCUGGGGUGAUCCAGGAGUCCUUGGCAUCAAGAAAUAAGGAUGUUUCGUUGUUAAAUUAUUCCAAUAUAUUGAAUUUAAGGGAGAGAGUGCUAGCCUCUUCAGAAAGCAUCCAAGCUCAGCAAGACCACUUGAAACAACUGCAAAAGCAACUGGACACACAAAGAGAAGCUCUUCUUUCUAGGCAGAGAAUGCAGGAAGAAUUACUUAUAUGGAAACAAACUAAAUUGAAAGAACAGAUGCAAAGAAAACAAGAGGCUGUGAAGGAUUUGCUUAAUAAGCAGGUUGGACAAUUUAGCCCAUACAGAGAGAUGACAGAAACACAAAAGCCAGACCAGUUCACUCUUUUCAAAGGAACAGAAAAUUAUCAAGACGAGGUCAUCUGUGGUAAUGUGAACAAAUACAAUGAAAAUGAAGUGCUUUCAUGGCACAUCAGUCCAGCUGAGCAAAUAGAACAGUCUCAAAGAAUUCCAAUAAGAGAACAGAAAUGUAGAACUUCAAAACCACCUCUGGCAAAAAUCAAAUUAGGUCUAAAUUUGGAACAACAUGAACUUAGUGUUAUACCUGAGGUAGAUACACCAAGAAGUUGGAAUGUUUCUCUUGCAGGUAAGCCCGAUUCUCCCGGUGAAGAAACUUCUUUCUUUGGCACUGAGGGGGAGCUAACAUCUAAUAUGUGCAGCCAUGAAUCUCUUAAUGAAGAAAGAGACUUAUCCAGAGUCCUAGCAAGCUCUAAAGAACAAAGCUCUAAUGACAGCUUAAGACAAAGUGAGCAGUCAAGUAGCUCAUGGCAUGAACUGCAGAUGGUGGAUGGUGAAAGUUUGUGUGACCCAGGCCAGUCCCAGGAUUCUGUUAUACCUCAAGAUUCACCAGUUUUUUCUGCUAACACUGGAAGGGGAAUCGCUGCAGAUUCUGGGUUAUUUUUUAGCCCCAACUGUACGGUAGCACUUUCUGGAGUGCCGCCCAGCAGUUUAAGUUCACAGGCUUGCCUACAAGAGGCAACAUGCAAUUUGUCUUCAACAACAAUUUCCACUGGAAGCUUUUUAACCAGCAAAAAGUUGGACAUAAGUCUUGCUAACUCUGGCUUGUCUUCAAAUAGCACAGAGGAUAGGAUUUUGCGAGAAACAGCGAACAGCCCUUGGAACUCUUCAGCUUCUCCCAUGUCUACCGCUCAGCAGGGACAAGGGGAUUCCUCUGAAGUUUCUGAAUCUCAGUUGGCUGCAGAAGAAAAUGUUGUCUCUAAGAGAAGAUCAGUUCAGCGGAUAAUAGACAAAUAUACUAAAGACUUUAAUUGGUUACCUGAAAACAAUGCAGCAUUCCAUGCUCCAGCAGUUGGACUUGAUUUGUCAGAUAUGGAAAGGCAUUUCCCUCACUUCCAUCGCCAGCUGUUUCAACCUUUGGAACAAAGUCCUGACUUGGAUCUCUCAUCUUCCCUUUCUCAAUAUAAAAUUUCUCAAGACAGCAAAGACUGUAGCAAGAGUUCAAGUUUCUCAACAGAAAGUCAAGACACAUCUACAUUUCUAGAAACCACAACCUCAAGCCGGAAAAUGAGAAAUAACAAUCCACGUUCUUGUCAUGAAAUGAAGGGGCUAAAUAAGGUUUCAUUACAAGCAGAGGAAUCUCUUAAAGAAAACAUUACUCUGGGUUCUGAAGAAUCUUUUCAUCCACUACAAUUGGAAUCUACUCUGAAUGAAAAUGGUCAGAGUGCUGAAAAAACAGUAGACCUUAGCAUUGUACCUGAAAGCUCUUCUGAACAAAAUCCUGAAAUAAAAAAUGCAGAGAGUGAGAGGUGCAUUUCACUUGUUGGAGACCAAUAUGAGGAGCUGAGGAGAAACAUCGAAAAUAUUAAUUUCCAGUCUUCUGUGGAAAGCCUGCGAAGUCAAAGUCAAAGUUCACUGGAAGAACAUAGUUCAUUUGACCAGCUAAAUACAACACAGAUUGCAGUAAACAAAACUCCACUGGCUGAGCUUUCUUUUAAAGAGGAUGGGGAAUUCGGAGCCUUGUGUUUUGAUACUGUGACACCUGAUAAAUAUCAGGAGCUUACUAAAACCCCAGUUAUUGCAAGGGAAGCUAAUACGCUGGUGGAAGUGGCUUCACAGCGCAGCACAAAUGUAGCAGAGGAAGAGCAAGGCUUUUUAGAGGCACAGAUGUCCUGCAGUAUGUCUAGAGAAACUUAUUCAGAAAUCUCAGCUAUCCCUGUGGAAGCUACUGUGCAAGAGAGUGAUCCUGUACUGGAAAUGCAUGAAAAACAAAGUCCUCAUUCAGUGCUUACAAUAAGUUCAGGCCCUUGCUUGUCACAAGCCUGGGUGCCAGUUUGGGAGACAGAGUCAGGGCAUGGUAUUAUGGAAGAACCUGAACUCACUCUACUAAGCUCAAAUGAUAUCACUGUUGCAGAAUCAGACAUAGAUUCCAUUGGCCAAGAGGAAAAAAGAGAAAAUGAAAUCAGUACCCCAGCAUGUGCUGAUCAGUCUGAGUUCAAAAGUUGUUCUGAGAAGAGAGAUUUUUUCCCGUUAGAGCCAAAAGCAGAUUGUUUCAUUUUCACGCAGCCUGACUGUUCUGCAGUAACGAAGAGAUCUCGUGAAGAUCAAUCUCUAUUACAUCAGUCUGGAGUGAUGCUACUGGAGUUCACUUCUACACCAGCAAGUUUACAAGAAGCAUUUUUUAAAAAAAAGAAAAACUUCAUUCAUAAGUCCUCUGAGAGAAUUCAAGAAAUUAAAAAUAGAGAAAGUAAAAAGCCACAAGCUAAGCUGUUUCAGAGGAACAAGACUGAAAGAUUUCACAUGUUGAAUGAGCAUUCUCCAACCUCUGGUGCAGCUGUCAGUCAGUUGAAGAAAGUUGGGGAAGUGAAAGUCUGCUCUCCAGAGGACAGGAGGUCUGCAGAAACAGAAAUACACCAGCGCACUUCAAGGCUUUAUAACCAAUUAAUGGAAGUGAAAAUCAGAAAGGAAGAAAAAACAAGGCAAGAAGCCUAUGCUAGAAACAGAGAGAAAGCUAAAGAGUUUCAAAAGAAAACACUGGAAAAACUUCGAGCAAGAAAGAUGCAUUGAUGUACACCAGAUCCUGUUAGAAGACAUUUGGGAACAUGAUGAAGGCAUUACUACUUUCCUAGUGCAAUCCAAAGAAUGCACUUACAGCAUCAAACUUAGAUUAAGCAAUAUCAUGUAAUAAUUGUGAAUAAUGAGCUUUUAAUAUAUUUGAAAAUCAUAAUUUAAAUCAUUAUUAUAGCAACCUAGAUAAUGUUUUAUUCCCACAACUAAACUACUACAAAGACCGGUAUAACUAUGCUUUGUUCAGUCUGUCAGUUUAAAGUCAAUUUCUGCUUAUAUUUAUAGUGACUCGGGUUAACAAGAUCAAGAUUCUUGUAGAAAGGUGGGGAGGGGGGUUCUUAAUUGUUGUACGACAGCAUUUGAAAGGUGU